Molecule: messenger RNA, 3596 nt
Organism: Scaptodrosophila lebanonensis
Lineage: Eukaryota; Metazoa; Arthropoda; Insecta; Diptera; Drosophilidae
Gene: ClC-c
Product: H(+)/Cl(-) exchange transporter 5
Exons: 11
Coding region: 1-2697 (898 amino acids)
Biological process (GO): chloride transport; transmembrane transport
Cellular component (GO): early endosome; membrane; synaptic vesicle
Molecular function (GO): voltage-gated chloride channel activity
Source: RefSeq, a predicted model, not a curated record
AUGGAAAAAUUUCCGUUGAAGGGUAGCAGGGAGGCUGCGGCAGAGGGCAAUAGCUACAUAACCGCAUAUCAGACUGUAAUGAAAAAGUCAAACGGCCACACAACAGGUGGUAGCGGCAGUGGUGGUGGAGACGCAGAUGGUAAUUACCACGACCAUCCCUUGGCGCCCUUAUCUAAGCUUAAUGCCGGACCUCACAUAGCAGCAGCGACAACCUCACUAAGCGCGGCCACAGACGACGAAGAUAUGAUAGACAUCACGCCCCGUUCUAGUCCCGGCGACAUUAUCGGUGGCAGCACCAGCAGCGGCUAUCAUAAGCAUCACAAUAAUGCCGGCGAAUCGGAUACGGAGCGUGAAUUCGGAGGCAAUCAUCAUCACAAUCAGCGAACAAUGCAUCACCAGCAUCAACACGUGCCAACUCACAGUGCCUUCGGCGAUCCUAUGGACGGAGGUCUCUCGUUCUAUGGCUCCUCGGAUGUGCAGGAUGAUAUACCUGGAAUCGGACAGUAUGAGGAUUUCCAUACAAUCGAUUGGCAGCGUGAUAUAGCACGGGAUCGCAUGCGGCACCGUUACAUAGUCAAGAAGCGUCAGGAUUCUGUGUGGGAUCUAAUCAAGGGCGCCGUGGAUGCCGGUUCCGGUUGGCUCUGUGUGCUGCUUGUCGGCAUUGCUGCUGGCUGUGUGGCUGGCAUGGUCGACAUAGGGGCCAGUUGGAUGUCUGACCUAAAGCAUGGCAUCUGUCCACCCGCCUUUUGGUUUAAUCGGGAGCAAUGCUGUUACCCGACCAAACAAUCUGUUUUCGAAGAGGGCAACUGUUCCACGUGGAAAACCUGGCCGGAGAUCUUUGGCUUGAGUCGGGAUGGCACGGGGCCGUACAUCAUCUCGUACAUUUGGUACAUUUUGUGGGCGUUGCUCUUUGCCUCGUUGAGCGCCUCGUUGGUACGAAUGUUUGCACCAUACGCGUGCGGUUCUGGCAUACCAGAGAUUAAAACUAUUCUGUCUGGCUUUAUAAUACGCGGUUAUCUGGGAAAAUGGACCUUACUGAUCAAGUCAGUUGGCCUCAUGCUUUCCGUCUCGGCGGGCCUGACGCUGGGCAAGGAGGGACCCAUGGUACAUAUUGCCAGCUGUAUUGGCAAUAUAUUCUCGCAUCUGUUUCCCAAAUAUGGACGCAAUGAGGCGAAGAAACGUGAAAUCUUAUCGGCGGCUGCAGCAGCUGGUGUAUCGGUGGCUUUUGGUGCACCUAUCGGCGGUGUACUCUUCUCACUGGAGGAGGUAUCCUAUUACUUUCCAUUGAAGACUCUGUGGCGUUCCUUCUUCUGUGCGUUAAUUGCUGCGUUCGUGCUCCGUUCGUUGACACCCUUUGGCAACGAGCACUCCGUGUUGUUCUUUGUUGAGUACAAUAAGCCGUGGAUAUUCUUCGAACUCAUACCUUUUGUCUUUCUGGGAAUAAUGGGCGGCGCCAUUGGCACGUUCUUCAUUAAAGCGAAUUUGUGGUGGUGCCGCUACAGGAAGUUCAGCAAACUGGGCCAAUAUCCAGUCUUGGAAGUUCUAUGUGUAACGCUUAUCACAGCAAUCAUUUGCUAUCCGAAUCCCUUCACCCGCAUGAACAUGAAUGAGCUGAUCUUUUUAUUGGUCAGCAAAUGCUCGCCUGGCGAUGUAACCAAUCCCCUCUGUGACUACAAGCGAAUGAACAUAACUACGGGAACUUCAGUGUUUGAGGUCACCGAACCUGGACCCGGCGUAUAUCGCUCGAUUUGGCUGCUGAUGCUGGCUUUCGUCCUGAAACUUGCACUCACUAUCUUUACGUUUGGCAUGAAAGUGCCCGCCGGUCUGUUUAUACCCUCUUUGCUGCUGGGCGCCAUUAUGGGUCGAAUCGUAGGCAUCGGUGUGGAGCAAAUGGCCUAUAGUUAUCCCAACUUUUGGUUCUUUACGGGCGAGUGUACGGACAGUAAUCUGAUAACGCCCGGCCUAUAUGCUGUCGUAGGGGCAGCAGCGGUGUUAGGAGGUGUAACUCGCAUGACUGUCUCACUGGUCGUCAUCAUGUUUGAGCUGACGGGUGGUGUGCGAUAUAUUGUGCCACUUAUGGCGGCAGCCAUGGCUUCAAAGUGGGUUGGCGAUGCCUUAGAUAGACAGGGCAUAUAUGACGCGCAUAUAGCCUUAAACGGUUAUCCCUUCCUAGACAGCAAAGAAGAAUUUGCGCAUACAACAUUAGCAGCGGACGUCAUGCAACCUAAACGCAAUGAAACGCUGAAUGUCAUCACACAAGACUCCAUGACGGUGGAAGAUGUGGAGAAUCUAUUGAAAGAGACCGAACACAAUGGCUAUCCCGUCGUUGUGUCCAGAGAAAAUCAAUACCUGGUUGGUUUCGUGCUGCGGAGAGAUCUUAACUUGGCCAUAGGCAAUGGAAAGCGUCUUAUCGAGGGAAUCAGCAGCACUUCUAUAGUAUUAUUUAGUUCAGUUACGCCCACCCAAACCCUAGGACCGCCUCCACUUAAACUGAAGAAGAUUCUCGACAUGGCGCCCAUUACGGUAACAGAUCAAACACCGAUGGAAACUGUGGUCGAUAUGUUUAGAAAAUUGGGUCUGCGUCAAACGCUGGUCACACAUAAUGGUCGUCUGCUCGGUGUCAUUACGAAAAAGGAUGUUCUACGCCAUGUGAAACAAAUGGAUAAUGAGGACCCCAAUACGGUGCUCUUCAACUAAAUAGAAUUUGGCAGCGAUGCGAUAUUUUCUAGUUAAUUAUUACGUACUAUCGUAAAGAAACAAAAUAUUUGAUACAUAUGUGCAAGUUAAGUUAAAAGUUGAGCAUGUUGUUAGCGAAGUUAUUAUGGACGUGGACGUGAACGUGAAAGAUUUAGCAAAAUUGUGUACUGUUCUAUUAUCUAUUAAUAUAUAUAUAUAUGUAUUUUGUGUAUAUAUGUAUAUCUCGUUAAUGUUAAUUGUAUAAUUUAUUUUACGCUAGGGCAAAUGGCUUAAAUGUAUUCGUUUAUGUCCACUUUGUAAUUAAUAAUGUCAUUGUAAACGUAUUCUGCUAUAUUUUCUACACACAGCAUAUUUUUUAUACACAUAAAACUAAUCAGAAGGGAUAGCUAUAUCUUUUACGAGCGCGUUGUUUUGGCAUUGAAUGUUUGGUAGUUGAGAUUGAAACGUUUUUAUUGUGUGAGUGAAUUUAUGCGCAACUUUUAAGCAGUCACAGCAGUAGCAAAAUUGUUUAUUUUUUUACAUAUAUAUAAAACAUAAAGACAUAUACAGAACAUGCUUGAUGGAAGAAUAAGGCAGUAGUGAAGCUUGAAAAACUAAACUAUGCUGAAUGAAGAGUUAUUACAAUAAUCGAUGUAGACAACGCUUACAGCAAAAUAUUGGAUGUUACUAAAAACAAUGAAGAAUUUGAAUUUAUGACUCUAUUAAGUGUGUGCUGUAAAUGUCGAAGGCUUUAAUUUAUCCACAAAUUAUAUAAACACAGGAAUUCUUAUUUAUAUUUGUUAAAAAAUCAGAUCAAUUUUUAACUAAACUCAUGUAAAUAGCAACAUUAGUCGAGUAUACCGCACAUAUAUUUAAGCGCAUAUAUAUAUAUGAAAAUAAAUUAAUUAUAUAAAUCCAAA